Messenger RNA from Metarhizium robertsii ARSEF 23, 1218 nucleotides. RefSeq lists its product as uncharacterized. The transcript is spliced from 3 exons. The record is from RefSeq and is a predicted model, not a curated record. The coding region runs from base 1 to 1218 and encodes 405 amino acids. NCBI's taxonomy places the organism in Eukaryota, Fungi, Ascomycota, Sordariomycetes, Hypocreales, Clavicipitaceae.
AUGUUCUCGCUACCAAGACUGGAUGAAGUAGGGCCACAAGACAAAACGGACAACGAAACCGACGAUGGGCAAAAGGGCGCCUGCUUAGGAAAAGCGCGUUAUGGGGUCCAUUUCGAAACGAUGCUAUUGGCCUGCCAGAUUAUCGCAGGAAACUCGUUCGAGACUGCAUAUUUAAGCUACGAUCGCAAAGGCAGCAACAGAGUACAACUGGCUCCCUGUGGUAUCUUGAUGCAUGACCACUACUUUCUCCACGUCCCCCAAGUAGACGACACUGACACGACAUCGUAUGCUGUCACACCCAACUUCCAGGAGUGGCGAUUUCCUGAUGCUCUCCCACAAUCUUGGGGUUCUGUUGCGAUGACUCCCCGCGAUACCAAGCCCAGCUGUAUCAUCUCGGGCCGCGCAAAGUCGGUGUCAAACAGUGACGACAAUGUAUGCCGACUUCGUGUUGACCUUCACAGGAUCUUCGAUGAUCGCGCGUUUGCUUUUGUUCCCAAACUGGAUGAGGAAGGGCAUCGACAUACUGUCGUACACUUCCUCUCGACUACGAACGAUUCUGGCGACGCCGCUCUCAAAUAUCACAAUCGCAAGGCACACAGCCUUGAUUCCGUGGCACCGCAAUUCCUGUUUGCACGAUUUGCUCUCACAGUGUUCGCCUGUAUCAAAGACUUUAUUCUAAGAGGAGAACGCCGCCGGAUCGCGGUAGUGCAUCGUGGCAUCGACUCCAACGGCAGUCCUGCUUGGAUUACUCAAGAAGUUCAGAUGGAUCGUGCACAGCGACACAGCCGAUACGGCGGCGGAGGAUCGCGGGCCUCGAGUCCUAGUAAGAGAUCCAGGCCACAAUCAGAAUCCCAGCAAGGAGAUGGUCAAGAAAGCGUACAAGAAUUCGGGUACGCAUCGGAGGAUCCCGAGAAUAAUGAUGAUGACGGACGUCAUACGUCUCGAACUAGGGCUUGGGUUGAGGCUGAUGGAGCGGACUACGAUAUGGCUACACCAUCAAAGCGACGGCGUAUUAGUGGGGUUGAGUCUCCUCCAUCCUUGACAAGCUCUGCCAGUUCCCAAGUAACCAUCAAUGAACAAAAAGUCGCUGAUGAAGCGGCCAGUUCUGGUCCCAACGGUACCAGUAUUAGCUUGAAGGGGAGCGAAAAUAAUCGCGGCCACUCUCUUCUGGAAGCGGUCGAGAUGGUCAAUGAUGGCCAUCCUCCAAUUUUCCAUUAG